CAGAUUCACUUCUGGGACUUUCCACCGCACACGUCCUGAAAAGCGGUUUCCAGAGGCGCAUAAAACCUUUGGAGAGUUGCAGAGAGUUGCAUUUCGUGUUAGAGACAUAAACACACAGAGACACGCCAGUGAUGGACGAGCAUCAGGAUGAGGCGCUGCUGCAGCGCGUGCCAAGCCAGGAGACCAUCGUGAACCGCGGGAGGAGCGCCAAUGGAAAGGCGCUGAAGGUGACCGGACUGACAGUCCUGGCCUGUCUUCUGCUGGCGGGACAGGCGCUGACCGCGUACCUCGUCUGGGGUCAGAAGGAACACAUCAGUGCUCUGACCACUGGCCAGGAGAAGCUGAAGACGGAGCUCACCAGAAAGAUGUCCGGUGCUCCUCCAAAGGCCAUGCAUCUUCCCAUGCACAGCAUGCCACUGCUGAAGGACUUCUCUGACGAGUCCUCUGACCAGACCUCCAACAAGAAGAGCAGCAUUCCUCUCACUAAACUGCGACCAAUUUUCACAAACCAGAGAGAGGGCAGUGGACAACUGGAUGCUUCCAGACUGAAUCGGAAGAAGAUGCAGCUGCCGAUGAGGAGCCUGCCACUGCUGGUGGACGUGGAUGAGGAGGUGAAGAACUCUCCUGAAUCAGCUGUGGAGGUUCAGAGUAAGUGUCAGCUGGAGUCUCAGAAGGAGGUGAGACCCGGGUUCUACAAGCCUCAGUGUGAUGAGCAGGGCAACUAUCUGCCCAUGCAGUGCUGGCACAGCACCGGAUACUGCUGGUGUGUGGAUAAAGACGGCACAGAGAUCCCAGACACACGCAUACGUGGAGGCCCACUCCCCCAGUGCAGCUAAGAUGCUGAGCUUCUCGAGUGAAUCAUCUCGUCCAGAAAUAAAGAGAAUAACUCCAGUCCUAUCACCUGUCAUUAGUUUCAGCUCCUGACGAUCAAUCAGUCCAUAUGGAUUAUAUUAAAUGGGAAUAACCCAGUAACCUUCCUACUGAAGAUCUCUUCUUCUGAUCUGUGCUCAGAAUAGAUAAACAUACGCAGCAUAUUAGCACUGAUCUAACCUUUAUUCUAAUAAUAUCUAAAGUAAGUCCUCUGUGUGAUACUAUUUCUUAUUUUAAAUUUGAACUCACAGCAUGUUGUUAGAGGUAGCAUGAAUAUUACAGUGCUUAGGACUGUUAAUAAACACAUGCUGUUUCCAAA
Messenger RNA from Cyprinus carpio (common carp), 1189 nucleotides. RefSeq names its product H-2 class II histocompatibility antigen gamma chain (gene cd74a). Gene Ontology annotation, biological process: intracellular protein transport; antigen processing and presentation; cell-matrix adhesion. Lineage: Eukaryota; Metazoa; Chordata; Actinopteri; Cypriniformes; Cyprinidae. The record is from RefSeq and is a predicted model, not a curated record. Gene Ontology annotation, cellular component: basement membrane; membrane. Gene Ontology annotation, molecular function: macrophage migration inhibitory factor binding; MHC class II protein binding.